Molecule: messenger RNA, 489 nt
Organism: Leptinotarsa decemlineata (Colorado potato beetle)
Lineage: Eukaryota; Metazoa; Arthropoda; Insecta; Coleoptera; Chrysomelidae
Gene: RpL12
Product: Ribosomal protein L12
Biological process (GO): translation
Cellular component (GO): ribosome; cytosolic large ribosomal subunit
Molecular function (GO): large ribosomal subunit rRNA binding; structural constituent of ribosome
Source: RefSeq, a predicted model, not a curated record
UUCUGACAUUUGACACCUCACAUUCUUUUUGAAACGUCGUUUUGUGACGUUCUUCCUAAAUAUUAUUUGGUAACAAGAAAUCGGCAAUCAUCGCUGAUUUGAUAGUUUAUUUCCAUUCGAAAGCCUGGUAAAUAUUAAGCAAAUAUGCCACCAAAGUUCGAUCCCACUGAAGUUAAGUAUGUUUACUUAAAGUGUGUUGGGGGCGAAGUGGGAGCUACAUCUUCCUUGGCUCCUAAAAUCGGUCCUCUAGGAUUGUCCCCCAAAAAAAUUGGAGAUGAUAUAGCCAAGAAUACAGCCGACUGGAAAGGUCUGAAAAUCACUGUCCAGCUGAAGAUCCAAAACAGACAGGCCACCAUUUCCGUUGUACCUUCUGCUGCCUCUCUCAUCAUCAAGGCCUUGAAAGAGCCUCCAAGAGAUAGGAAGAAGCAAAAGAAUAGUAAGUUUUUAAUGUUGUUUACAAAUUUUUUCUCAUAAUUUUGAAAUGGAGUU